Molecule: messenger RNA, 282 nt
Organism: Entrophospora sp. SA101
Lineage: Eukaryota; Fungi; Glomeromycota; Glomeromycetes; Entrophosporales; Entrophosporaceae
Source: the annotation of a GenBank genome assembly
AUGGUUGUAAAUCAAUUAGUAUUCAACAUCAAGCCAACAUACCAAUAUGAAUCUGAUGAUAAAGAAAUAAAUAAAGAUGAGAUCAACAUUGGUGAUCAUAAUCAAAUGAGCAAUAUAGAUUCAGAGAAACGGUUUUGGGAAUUAAAAAAAGAAUAUGAUCAGGUAUCUUCAGCUACUUCUGGUAACAUGAAAUUUACUACUGUAUUCAAAGACUAUGUCAUCAGGAUCUAUGAUCGUAUUCAUAAAGAAAAAAGUCAUUUUACUAUAUUUGGUUCUACUUAA